AGCGAGGUGUGCAAGUAGUUCGGUUCGCAGAAUAGUACCUCGACAUCAGCGACAUCAACCUUUGAGAUUGGAGGAUUUCAGAAAACAAUAAUAAAUUCAUCUGACUAUAAAAGAAAUACAUAGUCCAAUGGGUGAGUAAUAAUAUUUAUGCAACACAAAUAGUUUUUAAUUCAGAAGGUGAUAUCAAUUUAUAGAUGUACAUUUAUUUAUUUACUUAUUUAUUUUUACCAGGGAAAUUACUAGGCAACACAAGAAGAAAUUGUCCAUAUCAGGUUCCCAAAUUGUUCAGUGACAUGGAAGAUGCUGACUACUAUAUACAGGCAGCCAAACGCCUACAGAAGAAAAACAACGGAUCCAAAUUAAAAAUUAUAGUUAUUCCGUGGUAUUCAUGUGUUAUGUUUGUUAUUUCAAAUAAACAUGAUAAUAGGUAA
Molecule: messenger RNA, 431 nt
Organism: Acanthoscelides obtectus
Lineage: Eukaryota; Metazoa; Arthropoda; Insecta; Coleoptera; Chrysomelidae
Source: the annotation of a GenBank genome assembly